UAACCAUAAUAUCUCAUCUCACUCAUUCCAAUGGCUCCGUCAGAAAUUGUGGUCAAACGCUCUGGAUUUCCCAAGGAUUUUAUUUUCGGUGCUGCAACAUCGGAAUAUCAGGUCAAAGGAGCUCGGAAUGCAGAUGGUAAAGGCAAUAUGGCAGAUAGCAGUGCGGACGGAAAAAAUGGGAGUGUCGCUCUCGAUCAAUAUCAUAUGUUCAAGGAAGAUGCGUGUUUGAUGAAGAAAGUUGGUUUGAAUUCUUUUAACUUUUCGAUUUCGUGGUCCAGAAUCUUACCAGGAGGCAAAUUAAGUGGUGGCAUAAGCAAAGAAGGAAUCAAAUACUAUAACGAUCUCAUAGAUGCACUUUCGGCACAAGGCAUUGAGCCUUGGGCAACUCUCUUCCACUGGGAUGUUCCCCAGGAUUUGGAAAAAGAAUAUCAUGGCUUCUUAGAUCGUCAAAUUGUGGACCAUUUUCGUGAUUUUGCUGAGAUUUGCUUUUGGGAAUUUGGUGAUCGAGUGAAACGUUGGAUCACACUGAAUGAGCCAUGGACCUUUUGUUAUUAUGGAUAUGUGAUGGGCAAUUUUUCCCCUCGAAAUGAAACUUCUACGGAGCAACAGACAAAAUCGAUGGAACAACUGAUGCGUUCCUCGAUCCUUCAUUACACAUGUGCAAUGACUAUUCCUCAAUUUACUCCUCCAAAAAAAGAUCAGGCCGGAAAAACUGAUUCCUCUGAAGGAGAUCCAAUCGGAGACCUAGAUGCCAUGGCACAAAAGUUGCUUCACCAUACUUCCUCAAAUGGAAAUCCGGGAACUAAUCCAUAUACUGUGGCACACAAUUUGAUCCUUGCUCAUGCACAUGCGGCUAAUAUAUACAGGAAAUAUUAUCAGGAACACCAACGAGGCAAAAUAGGGAUGGCAAAUGUUUCAACGUGGUUUUAUCCACUUAGGGACAACUCCCAGGAUGAUAAAGAUGCUGCUUCGAGGGCACUUGAUUUUAUGUUAGGAUGGUUUGUAGCCCCUGUAAUAUUUGGUAAUUAUCCACCAUCCAUGAAAAAUCAUAUCAGAGGAGGACGUCUUUCCAGAUUUAAUCCAGACGAGGUGGUGCUAGUGAAAGGAUCCUGUGACUUCUUAGGCAUAAAUUAUUACACGUCUUAUUAUGUCAAAAAUAUAAGUGGAAAUAUUUCACAACACCAUUAUGACAAUGAUCUGCAUGUUGAAUAUCACACUCAACAAAAUGAGAAUCCUCAGCGGGUUGGUUGGCCAUCGCUGUACAUAGUUCCAGAGGGAAUUUACCAUCUCAUGCUUCAGAUGAAAAGAAGCUAUCAUAAUAAUUAUAAUAACUUUAAAAAUCCCGAGAUUAUCAUUACAGCAAACGGGUUGGAUGAAGUCAACAAUAAAGACCUAGAUAUUUCAAAGGCUCACAUUGAUGAAACUAGGAUUGAGUAUCACAGGGACCAUCUCGAAUGCCUUAAACGGGCAAUAGAUCAUGGUGUAUGUGUGAAGGGUUACUUCAUACGGUCAUUGCUUGAUAAUUUUGAAUGGGCCCAAAGGUACAAUGUUAGGUCUGGCAUUUUUUAUGUAUCCGAUCCAAAUGGAUGUUUGACUAAAUUCCCUAAAAGAUCAGCUAUGUGGUGGAGGAAUUUCUUGAAAAAGCCUGAGUAGGUACAUGAUGUCAAAACUUAAGAAGAAUGACAUGGUACUGUGAAAAAGGUCAAGAUGUGACAGUAUAAAAACUUUAAUUUAUUAGGAAAAGUUGUGUUGAAUAAUGCAAGCAUGGAUGCAUGCUUGACAUCCCUUCAGUUUCAUCAUUAAUUCUCUUGUUGGAUGACACAUAAAGAAAUGUUAUAAUUUGCAGUUGUGUUGUUGAAAUAAUUGGAACCCUUUGAGGCUCCAAGUGUAAUUCUCAUGUUCUCAUUUGUGCAAUAAAAGAUUUGAGGCCAACUGGCUUCGGUUCUAGUUAA
Molecule: messenger RNA, 1952 nt
Organism: Olea europaea var. sylvestris
Lineage: Eukaryota; Viridiplantae; Streptophyta; Magnoliopsida; Lamiales; Oleaceae
Product: beta-glucosidase-like
Exons: 13
Coding region: 31-1653 (540 amino acids)
Biological process (GO): carbohydrate metabolic process
Molecular function (GO): beta-glucosidase activity
Source: RefSeq, a predicted model, not a curated record